UGUUUUAUAAUUACAGAGACUAUGUGACAGAACCUUCAAUAAGAUUUACCUCCAAAGGGUCAUCAGUGGACCGUAUCCCAUGGCAACAUCGGGGAGGAGUGGGGAGGGACCACAAUACACUGAUGGAGCUUCAGUUGACCAAGGUGCGAUUCCAGCACGAGACCUACCCCAGUCACACAGAGCAGGCCUCACGACAGGUGCUUGUUAUCAGUGAUGUAGAGAUCAGGGACAGACUGGCCGACUCCAAAAUCAAUAAGUUCCUGUAUCAGUAUUCCUCAGAACACAUGCCAAAACAAACCAAUUCUAAUAUGGUGUAUGUUAAAGCAGUACACAAGAGACCAGAUCCCAGUGUGAAGACAGAGGAGUGUUCAUUACGGGUGUCUCUACAGCCACUCAGGCUCAACAUUGAUCAGGACUCGCUGUUCUUCCUAAAGAAAUUCUUCACAGAAAUUACAGGGGGUAAUCUGGACAAUCCAAGUGACCCUGACCCCAAACCAAGGUCAAGGCCAGUGUCUGGGGGCAGUGUUGGUGCCCCAGCUCCUGUGAUAACUGUUGGUCAGCCUGACAUUCCUGGGGAGGUGGGGAAUAAUCAGGAAUUACUGAUGAAAUUUGACGAGAUGCAGCAGAGCAUGGCCAGUCAGGCUUCCAUGUCCUCCGGUACUUCUGGGGCCAGUAGUGACCAGGAUGGUACAGAGCAAUCUCAGCCAGUAUUUAUCAAAAAUUUUAUUUUUUCUCCUGAUGUGCCAAUUCGCCUUGACUACCAUGGAAAGAAGUGGGUAGAUAGGGAACAUGGAACCUUAGCAGGUGUACUGGUGGGAUUAGCUAAUUUGAACUGUUCUGAGUUAAAACUAAAGAGACUGAAUUAUAAGCAUGGCCUCCUGGGCCUAGACAAGCUGCAGGCUUACUGUGUUAAUGAGUGGAUUACAGACAUCUUAAAAUCUCAGCUUCCAAGCAUUCUGGGAGGAGUAGGACCAAUGCAUUCUUUUGUACAAUUAGGUCAAGGCAUCAGGGAUCUUUUUUGGCUGCCUGUAGAGCAGUACAAGAAAGAUGGCAGAAUAGUCCGGGGGUUCCAGAGAGGGGCAACCUCUUUCUCCACCUCUACUGCCAUGGCUAUGUUAGAACUGACCAAUCGAGUGGUCCAGUCCGUGCAGUAUGUUGCUGAGGUGACCUAUGACAUGGUGACCCCUGGCCCUGGGUGUCGAGUUCAGCGUCGUCGGUUACGAGGUCCACCUGCUGAUAUGAGAGAAGGGGUUGAAAAUGCUUACAUUGCUAUCACAGAGGGAUUCAGCAACACAGCAUACAACAUUGUGGAGGUGGCAACAAAGGAGCAUCAACAAAAAGGUAUGACAGGAGCAGUGGGGGCAGCCAUUAGACUGGUUCCUCCCACAGUUCUCUCACCUGUCAUCAUAGCAACAGAGGCCACGUCCAAUGUCCUUGGAGGCAUGCGGAAUCAGCUGCAACCAGAUGCUCGUAAAGAGGACGAAGAAAAGUGGAAAGAGAACCAGACUUGAGGACUAGAUAAGACUGCAAAGUAGUAAUCAGGAAAAGUGACUGGGCCACAAAGAAAAACAACACGAAUGACUGUAUUCAUCUGUUCCUAUGUGCAAUAUUAACAGUUUUCCUUUGCAUUUUACCUUUGUGACUCUGUUGAAUUAAACUUAUACAUGUAAUACAUGUGUACUUAGAGGUGGGUAUAGAUUUACUUGUGCAGUACUGGUAAAUGGCUUCCAUCCUUGUUGUAUUCAAUCAAUAUAUAAAGCUUUUUUGCUUGGAAUAAAUAAGCAUAAUUGUGUUUUUAUAAAUCUAGUACACUUGGUGGUAAUAUAAUAUUUAUGCAGUGCAGAAUAAUAGGAUCUCGUAUUUAAAUGUACAUGUGUGUAUGAUACAAGUGAAAAUUAAUCUUUACUGAGUCAUUGAGUUCAAUUUAUAUAAAAUGAAUGCAUUUAUAUUUUGACAGUUUUUAUUGUUAAAAAAGAAUGAAUCAUUCUAAAUCUAUGUGUUGACAUUAUCAGUGAGAUAUAGCAUAUGAUACACUGUACUUUUCAUAAGUUUGAUUUUUCUACAGUACUGUACUUUAUAG
Messenger RNA from Saccostrea cuccullata (small rock oyster), 2080 nucleotides. Its product is annotated as autophagy-related protein 2 homolog B-like. The record is from RefSeq and is a predicted model, not a curated record. The transcript has 10 exons. Gene Ontology annotation, cellular component: phagophore assembly site. Gene Ontology annotation, biological process: autophagosome assembly; piecemeal microautophagy of the nucleus; reticulophagy. Gene Ontology annotation, molecular function: phosphatidylinositol-3-phosphate binding. The coding region runs from base 123 to 1511 and encodes 462 amino acids. NCBI's taxonomy places the organism in Eukaryota, Metazoa, Mollusca, Bivalvia, Ostreida, Ostreidae.